Messenger RNA from Adelges cooleyi (spruce gall adelgid), 1319 nucleotides. It is a transcript of the gene Non3, whose product is annotated as ribosome production factor 2 homolog. Gene Ontology annotation, biological process: ribosomal large subunit assembly; maturation of LSU-rRNA from tricistronic rRNA transcript (SSU-rRNA, 5.8S rRNA, LSU-rRNA). Gene Ontology annotation, cellular component: nucleolus. Bases 183 to 1187 code for a protein of 334 amino acids. NCBI's taxonomy places the organism in Eukaryota, Metazoa, Arthropoda, Insecta, Hemiptera, Adelgidae. The transcript is spliced from 6 exons. The record is from RefSeq and is a predicted model, not a curated record. Gene Ontology annotation, molecular function: rRNA binding.
AACAAUAAGCAUCGCACUUGUACCCACGAGGGUAAAAGACACAAGUAUAAAUCAACUUAAGUUUUUUUUUUCUAAUAACAAUUUUGCAACAAUCGAAGUACGUACAUAUAAAGUAUUAAAAAUAAUUGUUAUUAUUAUUGAACUCCUUUUGUUUUGCAUAAAUAUCAGCUUAUCUGUUUACAAUGGGUGUAAUUCAACGAGUAGCAAAACCGAGGACCAAGAGAGGUAAAAGAGUUUUGUUGAAGAAAGAACCCAAAGUAGUAGAAAACCCCAAACAAUGUGUGUUUAUACCAGGUCGCAAAGUUUCAAUAACUUCCAAAAAUUGCAUGGUUGAUUUGUUAAAACUCAAGAAACCCGAUGCAGUGAUGUUAACACAAAAAAAUGACAUUUUGCCGUUUGACGAUACAGUACAGAUUGAAAAAUUACUGCAGAAACACGAUUCGUCCUUGUUCUUCUUUUCAUCUCAUAAUAAAAAAAGACCAAAUAAUUUAGUAUUAGGCCGCACUUAUGAUCAGCACGUAUUGGAUAUGUUUGAACUGGGCAUCGAGUCUUAUAAAGGUUGCGGAGAAUUCAAAGGUUUAUCUGAAAUAACGGCCGGUGUGAAACCAGUCUUGGUAUUUAUGGGUGAUCAAUUUGAUAGUGACCAACAGCUAAAGCGCUUACGGAACUUAUUCGUUGAUAUGUUUCAAAAACAGCCAUUAAAACAAAUUAGGCCUAAUGGUAUUGAACUAGUUAUGUCUUUUACAGCCGUUGACAAUAAAAUUCUAAUGCGCUCAUAUAGGUCUUCUUUAACUAAAACUAGUAUAAAAACACCUCGUGUUGAACUGAAAGAAGUUGGACCGUCUGUUGAUUUUGUCAUUAGAAGAAAUCACAUGGCUAGUGCAGAUCUGUUUAAAACUGCUUGCAAACGACUUUCGACCAAAGGCAAGAAAAUCAAGGGUAUUCGUCGCGAUGGCUUUGGUUCCAAAUUAGGCCGCCUGCACAUGACCAAACAGGAUGUCAAUAAACUGCAAACCAGAAAGAUGAAGGGAUUGAAGAAAACAUUUGCCGAGAAGAAAAUGAAAAGAAAGGCGGAUGCUGCAAAGAACGGGCCUGUUGUUAAAAAACCUAGAGCAGAGGCUCCACCAGUUAAAAAAUUGAAGAAAUUCAGCAAAAAAGGAAGAAAACUAAGAGGGGGACAAGUUUAAUGACAGUUGUUUGUAAUAAUAAGUAUUUUAUGUAUAUUUUAAAACACAAAUAAUAAAAAUAUGUUUUUAUUAUAAAAAUGUUGUAUUUGUUCUAAUAUAAAAUAUUUUACUAGUAUAACAAUACUAAAAUAA